CCUGCCGCCGCUGCACUCUCUUCCCUCAUCGUCCUGCGGCUCUUCGCUGCACUCGCCUCGCUUUCCCCACCACCGCCACCAAUCGGCACCAAAGCCCUAGUCCUCGAGGACCCGCUCCCUCCUCCGGCGCCGCCAUUCCGCCAUGAGUCGUCAACCAGAGGUUCUGUGGGCUCAACGCUCUGAGAAGAUUUACUUGACUAUUUCACUGCCAGAUGCUAAAGAUGUUGUGUUGAAGACUGAACCUCAGGGCCUCUUUAGCUUCUCAGCUGUUGCUAACGGGGAGCCUUUUAACUUCACUUUGGAGUUGUUUGAUUCCGUACUGCCAGAGGGAAGUAAAACAAAGACAAAGAUGGGCUUGCGAAACAUAAUCUGUUCUAUCCAGAAAGAAAAGAAAGGUUGGUGGAAGCGUCUCCUGAAGUCAGAAGAUAAGCAUCCAUAUAUCAAAGUUGACUGGAACAAAUGGUGCGACGAGGAUGAAGAGUCUGAUGCACCAGCGGAUUCAGACGAUGACUUUGAUGAGGGAAAUGACAGAGAGGAAAGUGAUGGUGAUGAUGAUGAUGAUGAUGGAAUGCUUUAUCUCCCUGACCUUGAAAAGCUAAGAGGGGGGUACGUGUUGUUUACUACCGCUAGUGAACGACCUAUGGCUAGCAUGACAACUGACAAAUUGACGAUGCAGCAGCUAGGAUGUUAUGCUGCUAUGGAUUCUGAGCACCUUCUCUCAGUUUCAUGUCUGUUUUUUUGUUGAGAUCAAGCUUCUCGUAUGGGGGUAAAUCGUGCUACACGACGAUGGAUGGUGCGCGACACAGUGCAUGUGCAGCCAACAUGCCAAUGAGAUCAUAUCGUGCAAUGCAUGUCAACAUUGCAUCAGAUUCCAUGGUUCAAUUAUUGUCAAAAAUGUCAAGGCAAUGGAAGAUGACGGGCCGCCUUACUUUGAAUGGUAGCCACGUCUGGAUGUUCUGCUGCUCAUUGGUGCUUGGUGA
Messenger RNA from Oryza brachyantha (malo sina), 980 nucleotides. RefSeq names its product co-chaperone protein p23-2. The record is from RefSeq and is a predicted model, not a curated record. Bases 143 to 745 code for a protein of 200 amino acids. NCBI's taxonomy places the organism in Eukaryota, Viridiplantae, Streptophyta, Magnoliopsida, Poales, Poaceae. The transcript has 8 exons. Gene Ontology annotation, molecular function: Hsp90 protein binding; protein-folding chaperone binding. Gene Ontology annotation, biological process: chaperone-mediated protein complex assembly; protein folding. Gene Ontology annotation, cellular component: nucleus; cytosol.